This is a messenger RNA of Mya arenaria, 13185 nucleotides long. RefSeq lists its product as uncharacterized. Lineage: Eukaryota; Metazoa; Mollusca; Bivalvia; Myida; Myidae. Gene Ontology annotation, biological process: lipid transport. The record is from RefSeq and is a predicted model, not a curated record. The transcript has 44 exons. Gene Ontology annotation, molecular function: lipid carrier activity. Bases 34 to 12774 code for a protein of 4246 amino acids.
ACUGCACUAGUCCUCGGCGGACGCACAUGUGAUAUGUUGGAUUAUCGCUUACCUAUUUUAUUUGCACUGGUGGUUGGCUCGCAAGGGGGCCCGACGAGGUCUCUGACCGCCAGUUCUCCAUCAACAUGCUCCACAGAAUGCUCAGGGAGUAGUAAGUUCAAGUACACACCAGGAAAGACCUACCAGUAUAAAUAUGAGGCUGAAACUCGCACAUCCCUUGUUGGGGUUUCCACGGAUCACCAUACCAUCGGACUAACAACCAUUGUCGAUAUUGAAGUUCAGUCAAAAUGUGAACUCAUUCUUAAGGUCCAUGACACAACAUUAUUUGCCUAUGACUCGAAGGCAUACUCUGACCAAGACGUGAACAAGGAGUUUAGCCAGAAGUUUGAACGCUACCCUCUCCGGUUCUCGUUUCAAGAUGGCUCCCUGCAGGCAGUAUGCCCACACAAGUCGGAGGAGACGUGGGCCGUCAAUAUAAAAAAAGGCAUUCUCUCGGCCUUCCAGAACUCAAUGGAUAACUUUGAAGCUGAAGAAUUUAAGGGAACUGAGAGUGAUGUGACUGGGAAGUGUGAAACAGAGUACACCAUUGCGCAGCGUGGCUGGCGAUUUCUCACUGUGAAGAAGAGCAAAGACCUAUCUUCCUGCUCUAACAGACAGGGCUUCAACAGCGCCAUCCAGACAACACCAUUUAGAAUCUCAUCUGUCAUGAAGUCACUGCCAUUGAUGAGGGGUACCCACACAUGUACCCAGGAAGUAAGCACCUCCGGAACCCUGAAAAGUGCUCUGUGUCAUGAGGUGCAUGUCUUCCGGCCAUUCUCCACAGACCAGGGUGGUGCCACCACAGAGGUGACACAGAAGCUGAACUUUGUCCAAGAGAAAAAUGGAGUCAAUACUGACCAGGUUGAGUGUGGCCCAGCCCAGGAGCCAUUCUUUGAGCAUGCUCCGGAAACAGUGACCUCAGACCUCUCCACUAGAGAUGCUCUUGACCUUCUCAGUGACCUGUGUGAAACCACGGCAACGGAGGUAAUGCCGGAGACCUCACGGCAGUUCUCCACCCUUGUCUCACUCUUGAAGAGAAUGGACUUUGACGGCCUAAAGAGAGUGUACAACCAAGUAAUGAGGGAUUCGUUCUGCAAGAGUAACGUUGACAGAGCCCGGAAGUUUGCCCUGGAUGCAUUCCCAAUGGUUGGAAGUGAUGCCUCUGUGGAGCUGAUGAAGACGCUUGUCUCUAACGAGGAUGUGACGGGCAAGAUGGCCGACAUGUGGAUUGCAUCCAUUGCCUUUGUCAGCAACCCGACCAUCCAGAUGAUCAAAUAUGCCAAGGAGUUACUUGGCUUGCCCUCAUUUGAAACACGUGUCCUGCUUCCCCUGUCGUCAAUGGUUCAGUCCUACUGCCGGGUGAACCCACUCUGUGUAGAGGUAGAAGAGGUCCAGAAUUUCAUUGACAUGCUCCGAACAAACCUGGAUGGGGGAUGCAAGGUGGACCAACAAAACUUCAGAAAGAUUAUGAUGACAUUGCGAGCCCUUGGAAACACGGGCAACGGGGAGGCCAUUAUUCCAGCCCUGUACAACUGCAUUGAGAAUACUGAUAACCCGAUGGACGUCCGGGUGGCAGCAAUACAGGCCUUUAGAAACUUUCGCUGUGGUGCAGAUAGAAACAACUUGAUGGGAGUGUAUAGAGAUACAACCAGGAAUCCAGAGCUGCGUAUCCAUGCCUACCUGGCAGUAAUGAAAUGUCCCAAUGAAUAUGUUAUUGACCAGAUCAGAGACACACUAAAGACAGAGGAAAGCAAUCAGGCUGGUUCAUUUGUCUGGUCACACCUUACCAACUUGAUGGAGAGUUCUGACCCAGAGAACAAGCCCAUCCAGCGGUUGCUAGGUGAUGCGGUACUUGACCGAGAGUUUGACCUUGACAAGAUGAAGUUUUCCCGUAACUACGAGGGAUCCAUGUUCAGUGAGAAAUUCAACACUGGAGUCAAGACUGACGGUAACCUGAUCUGGUCAGGUCGCUCAUUCAUCCCGAGGUCGGCAUCACUCAACCUGACAGUGAACAUGUUUGGCGAGUCUAUGAACCUUCUGGAGGUUGGGGGUCGUGUGGAGGGGCUCGAGACGCUUCUGGAGUCAUACUUUGGACCGGUUGGGUACUACAAUGAUGACAAUAAGGGCAGCAAUGAAAUCCCAGAUGCUGAUCCCAAACAUGCCAGGCUCAGUGCUAAGAAGUUUAAAGAGAUCAAGAGUCAGGCACGGUCAACACGAGAUCAGCUGAGAGGAGCCCUUUACAUGAGGAUGUUUGGUAAUGAACUCUCCUACAACAUGUUCGGAGCAAGCAACGGUGUCCUGGAUGACGUCUCCGGAUCUGACAUGUUUGACUUCCUCCAGAAACUGCGGAACAACAAACCUCAAUCCUUCUCCCUCACAAAGAACAUCAUGUUUGUUGACAGCACGUACACGGUACCCACUGUGGUUGGUCUACCGCUGAAACUGGCUGUAAACGGCACGGCCAGUGUGGCACUCAAUGUUGGAGGUCAGGUGGACAUGAAGAACCCAUUGUCCAAGGUUGUCAUUGAUGGCAACUUCGAACCAAGUGGUUCAGUAAAUGUAGACUCCACGAUGGGUGUUGAUGCCGUGGUAACGAGUGGCGGUAUCAAGAUGGUUUCAACCCUUUACACAAACUCUUGGGCCAAGGGCAGGAUUGAACUUGACGGUGGAAAUGUGCUUGACAUGGCCUUUGAUAUCACAAAGGAGAAAAGUGAAAUUGUUGAUAUCAAGAGUGCAUUCUACAUGGUGUACAAUGAUGUUGAGAGGGAACAGAGUCUAAUCUCUGACAACAAACAUGAGAAAUCUUACUGCACGGGAGACAGACUCGAGAGAGCAACUGGCAUGCAGCUGUGUAUAAGCAUGUUAGGGCCCAACACAACAGGCCAGUCUGAGGCCCCACUUUUCCCACUGAGUGGACCCACCCACCUGGGCCUCUCUCUCACCAAGCUUGACCUGCCCAAUGGAUACAAGUUUGAGGCCAGGUACAUCAAGACUCCUGUUUUGACCCUGUUCCGACUGAUGUCAGACACCCCUGGGUCCCUGCACGACAGGGCGACUGGGCUUGAUGUGAAAUUGAACAAGGAUGACAAGUCACUGGUUGCUAGUCUUGUCUCACCAUGGAAAAAAGCUGUACUUAAUGGCCAACUGCUGGAUACCUCCCAGGUAAAGGGCAUCACAGGCGACAUCAACGUGGAUGACGGAGACCGCAUGUACAACCUGGAUGCCAAGGUGAACAUUGACAACUCCAAGGACUCAGUGACCUAUAUCCCCACUUUAACCCUGGAGGUCCCAGACUGGAAGAAUGUCAAGGUUGGCGGAAAGGUGGCAUACAAAACUGGCGAGUCACUAGAGUCAAACCUCGUUAUCACUGGGGCUACAGAUGAACCGAUUCAUUUUGCAGCCAAUGCCAUGAACACCCUCACCAAGAAGGGCAUUUUGGCCAGUCUCAAUCACGAGAAGGGAGAAGGAUACGUAUUUGAGGCAAUGACGAAUGUCAAAAUAGAAGAGAAGAAGCAGCGAUCUCGCCACACUUACACGCCCCGUCUGUACGUUCGUACACCUGAGAAGGAACUUGUUGAACUCACAGCUGACAUGCUGUACAUCAGGGGCAAGAGUCUGAAAAUAAAGUCCCUGCUAGACAAACUUACCAAGAUCCCAUUUACCUUCACCUUGGACUAUGGCCAGUCAGAAUACACGGCUAAAAAGCGCACCAAGUACACUAUGAGAGCCUCUCUUGAGGGUCCGAAACUGAAGAACAAACUGAUGGUAUUGGUUGACAAUCGAGCCCAGAAGAACAUCUUUUCCAAGUUUCGGCUUGACUAUGACAUCAACCGGCGCUGGAAGGACACGAUCACUGGCUCCAACAGGAUUAAGCUGAACCUGUACAAGACCAAGCAGGCGGCCAAGAUUACAGGUGACCUUAACUUUGUGGGCAGUAAUGACUAUGACUCGUCAUUGUCUGUGAUCUACUCAAAAAAGAAGUACACGAUGAACCUGGAUGCCUCGCUCAAGUAUGGGGAAAAUAUCAAAGACAAGAAGACUAAGGACCGUGUUGACUUCACCCUGGCAACCAUUAACAAGGAAUCCGGAAAGGAAGAGCUUGUUAACUACACAGCCUCAUUUAAACUCCCAUCUAAGGGUGUGAAUGUGAAGGUGACAGGCGGUCAUAUCCAGGGCGACAGAAAGGUCGAGAGCGAUGUGAAGAUUCAGUAUCACCCAGACAGAAUUGUUGGUUUUGGACUGCGAUACCACAACAAAACCAACCUCUACCACUUAUAUUCUGGCAGUCUGACCAUCAGCCUUCCCGAAGACCGUCAGAUGUCAUUCGCUGGAGAGUUUGGACGGGAGACAGAAAACAAAUAUGUGAACAACGUGGAGUUCGAGAUAAUCAAAGGACGGAAAACAAAAAUUGAAACCGCUCUGAAGAUAGCCACUCACUCCAUGUAUGAGGUUGAAGUUGGACUGAGUCUGCCUGACCUUGAGCCGGUGCGGGUGAUUGGGGCGUAUAACAUGGUAGAGAAUGGCUAUACAGGGGAGGCCUCUUACAAGAAAGGUGGCAAGGUGUACAGGAUCUUCGGGGAGGUUUUGUAUGAACUAGGUAAAACUGGAAAAGUAAUGCUGGACUUCACUGUACCAUCAAGGAGAGUGAUGAUCAUCACAGCCAUGUCAUCUAAAGGCACAGAAAAGCAUGGAAUGUUGGAUGUCCAGUGGAAUGCUGAUGUUAAUAUGGAGGAAAGGUUCCUGACCAAUAUCACCUAUGAUAUCAAGAGCAUGGAUGAUUUUGAAAUCAGCACAACUCUAUACUAUCCUACACGGACAGUAGAUUUCUCCAUGAAACACAACACUGCCGAUAGAUACAUAACAAACGUUGAAUUAUCCUGGAGCCCAGAAGAGAAAUUCAAAUUCUUCAUUAUUUUCAGAGAUGACCUGUACAAUGGAGCAGGUAGAACUGAACUUGAUGUAGGUUUUGAGAGUCCGUUUAAACGCUACGAGGAUUUAAGUCUCUCGGUGUCCAUAAUCAGCGGAGAAAAACAGCUCCAGUCGAAGAGCAGUCUAACUUGGGCACGGAAGAAGAAGAUCCUCGUCUCCACUACAGUAAAGCUGCCUGUUACAGCAAACAGUGUAGAUAUGGUUGGAACAAUCUUAACACCAUUUGAUGACUACGAGACCUUGGCCAUAACCUUCAAACAUCGUCUGCAAGACCAGCUUCAGACAAGCGCUCUGCUCCAAUGGGGCAAAAACAGGUUCUCGGUCAGUACAGAUGGCCAGUUCACUGCAAACAGUCUCACCCGGUCCUUCAAUGGAACAUUUGCGCUGCAUACUCCAUUUGAGCCUCUAAGGGUGCUGGUGAUUAAAGGUGCACACAAUGACAACUAUAAGGACUUCAAGGCGUCUAUGACAAUGGAGAAACAGGUAGCCUCUCACACUGAUGAAUUUGAUGUAGAGCUGUCAUUCACCUUGAACACUGGUGUCCCUGGUCUACAGACCAUCACUAUGCUUAACAACAGAGGCUUAUUGCGAGUUACAACUCCUAACGAUAAAAUUGAUGCAGACUGGGAACUGCGCCAACAGCCAGAUAUGUUUAAAGCUUUGUUAGAUAUCAGACCAAUGAGAGGUAAUAGAUUUAAAAUUGAGUUCGGUGAAAAUCACUCUCUUAUGCCUACAGAGAACAAUAUUAAUGCCAAGUUUGAACUUUUGAUUCCUAUGGAAGAGCUCCGUGAACUAAGCAUUACUUUUGACCACCAGAACAAGCCAGGCUCUAUAAAUACUCGGGCAUCUGUUAUAAAGGAUAACUUAGAGAUCAUGACGGCAAAUGUGAACUUACUUGCGUCCCUUACCAUCUUCGAUCUAAAUACACUGAUUACCAGUAGAUACUCUGAAGACAUUGUGUUCAAAUUAUCUUCUAUACACAGUAUUAUGCCAUACAGGGGUAACUUUGAGUUGAGCUGGGGAAAUACACCAUGGAAGAUCACAGCUGCCAGUGAACUGUUCUACAACCAGUUUGGGAAUCAUGAAGCUACAUUCUCACUGAACACACCAGUGCCUCACGCUAAUGUUAUCACCGUAUUUUCUAAACGACAGCGAAAUGGUCUUAAUUGGGAAACAAGUACUAAAGUAAGCUUCAAUGAACAGAGUAUUCAAUGUCACAUCUUAUACAGAUUUGACCAUGUUAAGUUCACUCAGAUUAACCUGAGAUCAACUUUCCCUCAGUUCCCUGGUGUUACCACAGCAUUAAGGUUGGAAGGCACUAAGACAAACUUCAAUGGAGAUGCCAACUUUGAAAUGGUACCAUAUGUUGGCAAGAUAAAUACAGACUUUAAAUGGUCAUAUUAUCAAGGAUCAAGAAUAUUUGGAGAAUUUAAUCUGAAUACAGUUUACCCUCAGUAUCCGUACUUGAAGGCAAGCUUUGAUAGUAAUCCUCUGGGUGUGUCCCGUGUAUCCAAGUUCAGUUUAGAAUACCUGCCCACACAAGUUGUUACCAUGGAUUUGGACUACAGGUACACAUCAGCUGAGACGAUUGAGGGAACUCUGAAGAUUACAAGUCCAUACACAAAUAAUAAGGAGGUCGUAGCUGGUUUUACUCACAAUGGUAACUUGAAAAAUUUCCACACUAUAGCCAAGAUAAGUUCAGAACAUUUCCCUGGACCGGCAUCUACCGAGGCACGAUUUGCUCUCACCAAUGGAGUUAAAUCCACGUUCAAGAUGGACAGUUACUGGCGAGGCUAUGAGAAGGUUAGGUGGAACCUGAUCCACGAGAAUACAGACACUGGCUACCACACUGUAGCUGAAUAUGAGACAAACGAUAAGAGCAUUUCCUAUGAAAAUCUACUCAAAGUAAAAAAGAAUGACCUAGAUUGGCAAAUUACAUUUCUAACUCCAUUCGCAAACAUUACACGAACUCACAUUAAGUUGGAACAUCAAGGAGAGUUCCCAAAUACACAAACACAUGCUGAGGUGGCCUAUAAUGAAAACAUGAUUACCUCAGACUUUGAUCUCACUCACAAUGAUGAAAAGUCCAUUGCUAAAGCUGUUGUCACCACUCCCUUCGAGAGGUAUGAGAAUAUCCAUACAACCAUCAGCAAAACUGGCUCUCUGUCCGACUUCACAGCCACUGCAGAGUGUAAUUACAGUCUGAGAUGGCACGGCACACUCCAACACAAGUUUCAUCCCAAUGAAGUCCACACUUCAGCCUUGUUGAGAAUCCCAUACCUGCCUGAUGAUGUCUCACUUGCUGUUAACUACACAGGAAAACUCACUGACUUUAGAGCCAAUCUUGACUACGUUCUCAAUCCCAACUACCGAACGAUUGGCGAAGCAAGAUUCUUGUACAACCUUCCAGAUCUUCAUGCAUCGGCUAAGACUACAACAAUGAUUGAUAAUGACGUGAGAGUUAAUGAGAUAGCACUUAAACAUCACCAAAAUGUUGAUAGGCUUGAAAGUAUGGAUAUUUCUUCUCAACUUCUUGCACAAAUGAGAGAUAAGCGUGUCAAUAUUAAUUUUAAUUUUGACCAUACACUAAACGGAAAAGAUAGAAACGUUAAAAUCAAUACGAUUGUUGAACUUCCUCACCCAGAUUUUGCUUACAGCAGAUUGCAUUACUCUUCGAAGGAGGAAACGCUUGAUACCAUCAGUACCAAAGAUUUAGAGCUUUCUUUUGAAACACCCCUUCUAGAGAAAUACAUAGCCUCUCAACUGACAACAAUGAACACAAGUCCUUUAACCGUUGAUGUAACAACUACUCAUACAUACGGUGAUCAAAUAUUUAUGGAACAACAGCAUCUUGAGGAGGGCAAGAUUUCCUAUACUUACACAACACCUUUUGAAGGGUAUGAGAAGAACAGCCUAGAGAUCCUUUAUGAACCAAUCAGCUUCAACGCUACAGUGACAAGCUCUGCUUUCACAUAUCCAUUGAAGAUUUCUGGAAUAGUUUCAAGCACUGUAGAUCAUGCAUCUCUUUCUGCACUUGACUUUAAUAGCAAGAUUUCUUAUGAUACAAUGGAAUUGUUUGGUUUGAUGUUUGUGUUGAGGCCAGAUAUGACAUCAGGUCGCUUGGCCUUUAUUGUUGACGAAGACUUUACACUUCACUGGUACACUUGGAAAGGGAAAAUGUCUACAGAAAGCAAAGUUUUGAGCCUCAAGUCAUUGAACUUUGAGGAGCUCAGCUUGACAAGACACACAGGUGAGACACUGACAUUUACUGAGAAUUUCAAACUGAAAUCUAUCAAAGACUUUGAAAUAUCUCAAAAAUUGGAAAGCACAUUUACAGUAAUUCCUAACAUGGAGAUGCAUGUGAAGAAUGAGAAAGUAGAUGGGGAAUAUAAGCCAUUGGUUAGAUUCUAUUCUGAGCACAGUAACCCAUCCACUGAGAUUGAGCUGAAUGGUGCCCUGAGCUGGGAAUUAAAGGAUAUGGAAAAUGUCAAAGCAUUUGGAGGAGUAGGUUUGAAAACAACAUUUAAUGAGCUCACCAACUUCAACAUCAAACUUGGCCAUGAGCAUGGCAUUGCUCCAUUUAAGAUAGGAGAGAUUGCCCUGAUAGAAUACAAUGACAAGAAAUACUUUGACCUUGAGACAGAAUUUGGGGCUUUAAACAAGUUCUCUGGUUUAAUAGCUUUCCAUGCUCCCAGAGAAAUGGAGUUCAGUUUCAGUGGUGUAAAUGAGGGAGAAAGUGUUAAUGGCAACCUUCAACUGAACUGGGACAAGACAGAUGCAGACAGUGUGUUUGGAAUGCAGUUUGACUUUGAUAACACGGCUACUAGUUCUACAAGAAAGAAGGACUUGAGCGUUCGUGUGACUAGACUAGGCCGUAUUAUGAGCUUCUCGACAAGCCAGGAGAGUUCCCGAGGGCGAAUGGCCCACAGUGGGAAGGUUUACUGGGAUGAGGGGAAGAACCAGGGAGCUGGGUACAGCACAGCAUACACCUGGAUGAACGUGCAGGGUGUGGAGACGCACAGUACUGACCUCUCAGUAUUUGUGCCAACAAGAAAUGUAGAGAUCACUGGACAGUACAUACAGAAGGGCUCUAAGAUCCUGACAAUCGGCACUGUUCACUGGGAUGCAGACAAGGACCGACAGAAGGCUGUGGAGGUAAAACUGGAGGUGGCUCCCACUGAAAUCAGGAAGAUGGCUCUGCUCGGGAUCCGUCUGCCCAGCAUGGACAAGGAGCUAACCCUGACUACUGAGCUGUCUGUGAAUGACGGGCCACGUCUGCUGGAGGGAGAGACCAAGUUUACAUACUCUCCAGACCUGAACAAGGCCGUCCUACUUAAAUACAUCAUACAGGAUGACAGUAAACAGUGGACAGAGUUUAGUGCUGGGUGGAGUGUGGACCAUGCUGACACACAGACGCACAUUGAGAUGAUGGCAAACAUGACAGGGAAGGGGUACAACCGUGAGGGCAAUGUGAUGCUCUCCUAUGGGGAGGAGAAGAACAAGGUCACAUCACUCACUCUGCAUGGUGACCUUGACCUCCAGCAGAAACAAGUCAAUGUCAAGCUAAGCUCCCAUAAGGAAUCAGUAAGCCUCAGAGGAGCAGUUACUAGCCAGUCCCCUUACUUGGUUACCAUGGAAACAAGCCGCAACAAUGAGCCACGCUGGAAGACGGACAUCUCUCUGGACACUGAUAUCAGGACACUUGAGGCUACCAUGACAUAUGAUGACAUGAGUGGUAAGGUGAUCACCAAGGCUUUGAUGCUUAACGACACUGCAGUCCUGUCCGAGACAAACACCAAGGGUAGUUAUGACACCACACAGGAGGGACGACUGUACGCACAACUGAGUGAGCGGGUCCUACAUGGACACCUCAAGUGGAGGCCAGAGGUCAUCAGUGAAGUCACUACUUAUGGAGCCAAGGUUCUACAGCAGACUGUCUCAGAGCUAAGCCCAGUGGUGGAGUCCAGUCUACAGGAGCUAGGAACUGUCCUACAGCAGAAGCACAAGGCUAUCAGUGCCAGUCUGGAGGCAGAAUUAUCUCCCCUUGGAGACUCUUACGAGUUGGAGGUGAAAUCGGUGCAGCGGGAGGUGCGCCAGAUGCGUAGGGAACUCAAGAGGAUGUACAAACAGAAUGAGCUCUACCUGCAGGACCUUGAGGUCGUAUAUGAUGAGUUCGUCAAGAACAUGAUGGCAAACUAUGCCAUAGCCAUUGCCCGUAUGGAGUCCAUGUACGAGCGGGUCCAGGAAACAUUAAGGGAGAUCUCCAACAAGAUUGAACAGUACCCAUUCCAGGAGAAAUAUAAUGCACUUGUGAAAUCUAUCUCCGAUGGCAUCAAGGAUGGUGAGGCAGCGUUGAGGUUGGAGCUCGCCACAGUGGUCAGUGAGAUGGUGGCGGGACUUGACAAGCUGUCUGACAUGUACAAUGAGGCUAUUACUGACAUCUCCCUGAGUUUGCGGGAACUCAUUGAAGCUCUGCUGAAGGAGCUAACCAUGAAGCCGUACCUGGAUGACGUGAAGGCGGCCCUAGACAGACUGACCAAAGGAGUGGACAUCUCCAGUAUUGACCACGCACAGAUUGUCCAGAAAAUACAGACAGUACAGAAGAUGUUGGAUGAUGUCCUGCGUACAGACAGUAUUCCCGAGAAGUUGCGCCUGGUGCAGGAGCGUACGCGGGAGAUUCUGGCGGAGAACUUUGGUGACCUGAUGGACAACAAGGAUGUACAGGAUGUGCAGAAGGCCAUAACAGACCUGUAUCAACAGCUAACCUGGGUCUACGAGUACACUGACAUGAAGAUGUCACUGAAAGAGUUGCUCCAGAGCCUAUCUGACAAACUCAGAUCAAAGGUGUUAGAAGAGUUCAACCAGCUACCUAUUGGUCUCCUUGACCUUCACAAGUCUAAGGUCACAACCUUUGACCUCCAGAAGGGUGAAAUUGAGUUUGACCUUUAUCUUCCGAUCCCAGUGGAAAACUUUGAUGAGCUGAUGAGUAUCACAGUGGAUAAAUACAUGACAAAGAUUGAAAAGAUGGUGGACAAGUACUUCCCUCGGCGAGAUAUCUGCCUCUGGGAUCUGUACUACAGCCUGCCCCAUGUUCAGUGGAGCCACAAGGACUGGGUGCCCCCAUUUGAUGCAUUUGGCACCAUCUCUGGCAAGCAGCACCUGACUACAUUUGAUGGGCAUCACUACGACCUGGCAGGACUAUGCAGUUACGUUCUUGCUACCGAUCUGGACAACAGCAACUUCAGCGUCGUCCUCAAGUACACUGGUGGACCUCGUAAUCUCGCGAAGGAGUCCAUCAUCACCAUGGUAGAUGGGAGAACUGUUGAGAUACUACAGAACUACAUGGUGAUGGUGGAUAACAAGCCUACAGAGCUGCCAUACUACACAGACAGGUUGAGCAUCGUCAGGUCAGGGUCAAAGGUCACCUUGAGCAGCAAGGUCGGCCUCGUGGUCAUGUCUGACUUCAAGAACGACUACCAUCUAGUCCAUCUGAGUGGCUGGUACUUUAAUAAAGUGGGAGGUUUAUUUGGGAAUUUUGACUAUGAACACAGCAAUGAUGUGAUGACCCCAGAUGGCAUCCAGGAGGCAAAACUGAGACGGUACUUUAACACCUGGGAGGUGGAUGCCUCGUGUAAGUCGACCCGCAUCUUUGUUGACCCGGAAGUGACCAAACGUGAUGAAACUUGCACUGCCGUAUUCGAAGCCACUACCUCCAACCUUCGACCUUGCUUCCUACAUGUUGAACCGAGCCACUACCGCCUGAGCUGUGACAGUGACCCGAGUGCUGUGUGUGACAUGGCUACCCUGUACCGGGAGAUGUGUGCCAAACAUGGAGUGGAUGUCUACAUACCUUCACAGUGUGUUCAGUGCGAGUCCCACAGCCAGAAGCAGUUUGAUUCAUCAGAGAGGCUUCGUUAUGAAAAAUCGAGCCCAGAUGGUAUGGAGCCGGUUAAAUCAAUGGAUGUUGUAGUUGUCGUGGAAGAAGGGCGAUGCAAUCAGGACAUCAAGUCAAAACUGAGAGAUGUUGUCAUUACCCUUGAACAGACGCUCGAGAAAUCUGGUAUGCGGGGCAACCAGUACAGUGUUGUGGGUUACAGUGAUGAGGUCGUCUCCCACACAAUGGAGGGGCAACUCUUCAACGAGGGUUCCAAGGUCGCCAUGGGGCUGGAGAACCUGCGAUACCAGAAGAACUUAAUGACCUCAGACCCCCUUGCCGCCGUCAUGUACGCGACCUCGUUGCCCUUCAGGACCGGAGUAAAGAAAUCCAUUGUCCUUGCUAGUUGUUCCCUGUGUCAGACAUCAGACAGCUAUGCGUACAGUCGCCUCAACUCCCUGCUCCAGCAAAGGGACAUCACUCUACAUGUACUGAGAGAAAAGAGCCUCAUGUUGAAAACAAACAGACAACCCAAAUCACAGAUCUAUGGUCUAUCUCGUGAGCGUGUAUACUACGGGGAGCAGCACAUGUCAGAGCAAGAUCUAUUCCCUGAAAUGGACGUACCCACGGACCUGUGUGUCUCACUUGCUCUCCAGUCCAACGGCACACUGUUUGACACCGGUAACCUGCAGAUUGGCAGUGUGUCCCGGCAGCGUGAGUUUAUGAAGACAGUUGGGGAGCAGGUUCAGCAGCAGACUGGUUCACCAUGCCAAGUGUGCAGUUGUGAGCUAAACAAGUAUGGGCUGCCACAGUCCGUCUGCAGACGCUGUGAUUCACAACCAGUCAACUUCCAGCCCCCUGUCACCCUGGUGAAAAAACUAACAGACCUGAAGAACACCAUUACACACAAUGUUCAGGCACUUCUGUAUUAGUUGAAAAGACAUUAUAAGACAGUUUGGAAAACAGUGAUGUUUUCUACAGUGAUAUGUUGGUAAAAAUGAAUGUGUUUUGUGAAAAGGUUUGAAUGUUGAUAAGGGUUUAAUAUGUUUUACAAUUUUGUAAGCUUUGAUGUUGCUUUUCCAUGAACAUUGUGUAUCAUAAGCAUAAACUCAUCUGUUUUAGCAAUAUAUUAAAUACUCAGCUAUUUUACCAUUAGUGUACUUUUCCUUAAACUCUAAAUGUACGUUUGUAUGAACAUUAUUUAAAUGUAAGUACUGCUUGAAUUUGGAGCCGAAGAAACUGAUAGUUUAUCUUCCAAUGUGCCUUUGAACGAUGUUGAAUAUGUCAUGUCUACUUUUGUAAUGUUUACUUUUAUCUUCUUUCAAUAAAUCAUUUAUGUUAUA